Messenger RNA from Alternaria conjuncta, 2556 nucleotides. RefSeq lists its product as uncharacterized. Gene Ontology annotation, biological process: small GTPase-mediated signal transduction. The transcript is spliced from 2 exons. Gene Ontology annotation, molecular function: GTPase activator activity. Bases 1 to 2556 code for a protein of 851 amino acids. The record is from RefSeq and is a predicted model, not a curated record. Gene Ontology annotation, cellular component: cytoplasm. NCBI's taxonomy places the organism in Eukaryota, Fungi, Ascomycota, Dothideomycetes, Pleosporales, Pleosporaceae.
AUGAGCGGCGUGCGUGCCCACAUCGCCAGUCGGCUGCGCAGCUCCUCGCUCUCCGCAGUACCCCCACCACAGCACAGUUCCAACUACUCGCCCGACCUGGCCAAAAUCGCUGCUUCCGUUCUCUACCGGUCGCCGCUGCCUUCGCAAGAGGGAAGGCCCGUCUUCAUCCUCAACGCCGCCGCUCUCCCCGACUCGCACGAAGCCGACUACGACUCCCUGCUACCCUAUGUCCUUGCGCGCCUGCCCGAGGAAGACGAACUGCUGAAGGGAUUCGAAUACGAGGUCGUCUUCUUUGCCGGCGAUGGCGAUGGCUCAGCGACAAACAAGAAGCACCGGCCUGGCUGGGGCUGGUUUCUGCAAGCGUACCAUGUCCUGUCCAGGGCCAUGCGCAAGAGGCUCCAGCGCCUGUACAUUGUGCACGAGAAAGCUUGGGUACGGAUACUGACCGAGAUCUUCUCUACCAUUGUCAGUCCCAAGUUCAGGAGAAAGAUCUACCAUCUAUCCAACCUGACGCAGCUUGCCCGCGAAAUCCAAAUCGAGAACCUGCUUAUCCCUCCUUCGACCUAUCUUGCCGACCGUCGCGUGUGCGAACACAUCUCCGCUUUCAAUGGCAGCGGGAAACGAGCAUUUGGCGCCCGCGCCCCUUUUCCCACAGGCAGUAAUGGCAAGACACGCUUUCCACGCGUGCUGCGAGAGACGACCAGCUUCGUGCUCAUGGAGCAGAACAUCACCUCGGAAGGCCUAUUCCGCGUACCACCACACUCAAGGCUGCGCGAUGCAUUGAAGGAAGCAUACGAUAGGGGCCAAAAAUACAUCAUCUGGAAGGACAACGAGGUGACACUGCCUGUACCACCCUACCCACACGCCCAACAUCAAGACGAGAUACUAGCCGAGGUGGCCCCCACCGACGCAUACUCGGUCUUCAUGGCAGCAGCUCUGAUCAAAGCAUGGUAUGCAUCUCUGCGCCAGCCUAUCUUCCCAACCGACUCAUAUCGGGACCUGAAGCGACUCUAUGGCGACAGCCAGGAGAUUCUUGAACUCGACAAACUGACCGACCUGUUCUCGCCAACUUCGGAGUGGUCCCUGCUACCUGGCAUAUCCCGCGAGAUCCUGUGCAGGCAUCUUCUGCCUCUCAUGAGUGCCAUAGCCGCACGACAAGAAGAAAACAAGAUGACGGCCGAAAACCUCGCUGUUUGCUUUGCACCUGGAUUGCUGUGUGGACCUGAUCAGCUUGAAGACGCCAAGAUGUCCUCAAUAAUAAGAAGGAUCUUCACCCAGGCAGUCGACUUGUGGACCGAGGGGCUUAGAGAAGCAUGCGGGCAGAACGAGGAGGCUUUCUACAAUGAACUCGAGCUACCCAAAGACGAGAACGACUGGGAGGACCCUGCGGAUGCGAAGCGUGAUUCUGCAGAUAGCAAAGGCUCAUUGGAAGAUCAGAUGAGCGGUAUAACGCUACUCGACAAUGAGAAGAUGCCUACCUAUCACGAACCACAGGAAACACAAGGCGAGGCGUUACCGCCUCCUCUGCCUCCACGCUCACGCGCACCGUCGGCCAAAUCUUCUGCCGAUUCUGUUCAGCGGAAACCUGCACCGCCCCUUACAGUGCCACCUCGCUACUCUACUGUCAUAUCCGACGCGCCUGAAGACGUCGCCGAGUCACCCAUAACUUACGCUGCCACCACUGAUGGCUUCGCCCCACCCCGAAACGACGACAACCGUAUCGGCCAACCCCCUAAUGUACCACCGCGAUGGAGUGCACAAACGGAUGAGAAGAAGUCUGGUACGAGCAAUCCAGUUCCAGUCCUUCCUAUGUCAGCAUCUACUCGCGCACAAGAAGAUGCGCCAUUUCCUCACGUUUCUUCUACUACUACUGCUACUCCUCCUACUGUUGCGCCUAGACUCAACAUUCCUAAGAGGAAAACCCUGACUGCGAUGCAGAUUGACAAUGUCUCCAAGGCCGUCGUCGCACAGGAUGAAGCUCACAAACACCCCAUGGGCGGUAUGGCGCUUCCAGGUCUUACAGGUAAUUACUACAGCAACAACUCUAUUGCGAAAAGAGGUCCAUCCUCAACAUACGCAUCGAGCGAGGGCGUGAGUUCGCCUCAGUUGACCUCUCCCCAAAGCGCAGUCUCGGCACCAGCAUCAGAACCUGCCUUUCGCCGUCCAAGCAUUCCAUUCUCCGCAACAUCAUCAACAACAAGCCGUAGCCCCAGCAUCAACUCACUCGCCCGACCCGUAUACCCGGUGACGCCUCAAGUUCCCAUUAUCAACGCACCCACCAAAGCAUCCACGCUCCCCAUUCCUGCUGCUGCGCCCCGUCUGCGUACCCCGAGUCCAAGUCUCAUGCAACGCAUGCCCAGCUUCGAGAACUUCGCCAGAGACCAAUCAAAGAAAGAGGACGCAGACGCCGAGACUGGGGUUGCAAGAGGCCGAACAUUGAAGCCAAAGAAAAUGAACCUGAAAAAGCAGUCUGUCGAGGACCUGAGGCGCUUGUAUGAAGAACGUGCUGGGACUGCUAGUGUGCUUGUCCAGACUGCAAAGCAAAAGGGUGUUUGA